Molecule: messenger RNA, 3972 nt
Organism: Linum tenue
Lineage: Eukaryota; Viridiplantae; Streptophyta; Magnoliopsida; Malpighiales; Linaceae
Source: the annotation of a GenBank genome assembly
CUGGAAAGGAAUUGAUACACUAUGCAUAUAUAUAUUUUUUUCACAUGAAAGUUUUUCAGAUGUAACGGUGACUACAUUGUAAGUAAAGUAAAACCCCCUCUAAAUUUGAACAAGCGAGCAGCAAAAUGAGGGGCAAAAACAACUACCAGGAAAUAGGGGAAGAGUCACCCUAGACAAACAGCAAAUUCCAAAAUCAGAGAAAGAGAGAAUUAGGUCUGAAAACAAAAAUUACAGAAAGGAAAAGAGAAAAAAGUCAAUCAAUCCCAUUAGGUGCGACGGCCGAAAGCUAACGCAACGAACAAUUGGUGCGCCGAAAGGAUUCCUUCUCCACCUUUUUUGAUUUUCCUGCCCCUUGCUUCUUUCACGCAUUUUGUCAAACAAGUUGGACGCGUUUUCGAUGCUUCCGAUUACCGCUUUCAUCGACUCCACCGCCGUCAGCUGCUGGAGCCUGAGAAUUGCCGGACCGAACAAGCUACCACCUGCGCCCACUGCCGCAGCCGCGUCUUCACCGUCUGAGGAUUCUCCCCUGUACACACAAAACACCCCACCGAUCCAAUUCAAUUCAAUCCAAUCACUUUCACGAUGAACAAGCAAGAGAAACUGAAAUUUGAAAUCGUUAAUUUUGAGUUGAAUUAUACCUGGGCCGAAGAUGGCGCGGGCCGGGCUGCCGACGGGAGACGGCGAGUCCGGGUCGCAGUCGGAUGACGCCGUGUGCGAAGACGGCGUCUCCGUGAACGACUUGGAGACGGAGUCGUUGUAGUGCUUGUUGACGGCGUAGUACAGCCCCAGCGCCGGCAGGGUGUUGGAGAGCCGACGAUCGACCUCGGGGGAAUCGAAUCCGAAUCCCAGCUCGAUGCAAGCCUUGAGCUCGUCGACGUCCUCGUCCGUCACGCUCUUGCUACGGCGGUUUUUGCUGCUCUUUUUCCGCCUCAGCCACGCCUCGUCCCGGUAUAUGUCCGGCGACCAGGAGUGCUGCUUGUAGAGCGGCGCCGCCGCCCUCGCCAACGGGUGUUUGAACGACGGCGGUGGAGGCAGGAAGAACAACGGCUGGUUGGACGGUGGGGGAGGAGGCGGCGGUGGUGGAGGUGCGGAGGAGGAGGGGUGGUGGUGGCCUGUCAUGGCACAGCCCCGGCGGCGGAGGUCAGAGGACCUCGCGGCGGCGGCCGCCUGUGGGAGGAGAGAGGGAGGGGGAGAGCUUUGUUGGAGAGAGAAAGGAAUGGAGUGGAGAGGGGCUUUUAUUGGGUUGAGGUGGUGGAGUUUGUUGGGCCCACGACGGCCCGUGAUACAAUUGGGCUAUUGGUUGGUCGGUUUGGGUUAUGAUGAUGACCUGUCAAAAGGAGACAAACCGGCCGCUGUCCGCUGCGCCAAUCGCAAUGCAACCUGGUGGAAUUGGAAAUGCGAGGAUUGAAAGGAAUCAGCUCUGAUUAGAUAGGAAGAACGAAUUAGAAGAAUCGAGCUAGCGAGAGAAUUAGGGUUUCGAUUUGAAGUUUCUCUGUCGAUUCAAUUUCUGCCGGAGAACCACCCCGGAAAAGAUGUGGCACGAGGCGAGGAGAUCGGAACGGAAGGUCCACGACAUGAUGGACGCGGCUCGGAAGCGAGCGCAGCGGCGAGCGGUGUAUUUAGCGAAGAGGAGAGGCGACCCACAGCAAUCGAUUCAGGUCCUCGGCAAUCGCUGCCGCAUGUACCGCGACGAUGGCCUCUACCAAGCCGCUGAGGAUCAGCAGGGAUUGAUACCUUGGAACGGGAAGGACGAUGUGCUGAUUGACAGAUUCGACGGCCGGGCGCUUCUCGAUUUUAUUAGGGAGGCCGGCUCUCGAAACUUCCGGCAGCCCGAGAAAUCGGAAGAAGAGGAAGAACUGGAAGAGUUUGUUAGUUUUGAGCGUUAUCGGGAUUUAAUUAAGCUUCGGCGUAGAGGAUGUCGCUGCUAUCUACCUCUCGAGGAACUGCUUGGGACUAGGUUUUACAAGCUUGGGUUUCUGUGUGUUGUAACAGUGAAUGAUGAAGAGGGUUUGCGUCAUGUGAUGCAAGAGAUGGAAGCCAAAGCGAUUGCUCCAUUUGUUUCCAACAGCAAAUCUCAGCAGUCACAGCCUCCUGCUAACAAGGGUACAUAUUCACAAGUGGGGUUUUCUUAUGGUGGAGACGGAAAAGAGGAGGAGAAGCUAUCAGAUGGUGAUGAUGAUGAAGACGACGACGAUGAGGAUGAGGAUGAAGAAGAUGAGGACUUUAACAGUGAUGACAGCGGUGAUGAAGGGAUUGAUGUUAUUGCAAAAGAAUUUGGAGUUAAGAGGUUUGGUUGGCUUGUGUAUAUGGAUAAAAAGGCGAAAGAAGAGGAGAAAAGGCAGAAGGAAGUUAUUAAAGGCGAUCCUGCAGUUAAGAAGUUGAGUCGCAAGGAAAGAAGGAAAGCUUCUCAGGUAGAGAGGGAAAAAGAGAGGGAAGCUGCUAGAAUCACUGGGACCAGAUUGCUGCGUCAUGAUCCCUACCGGGAAUCUAGACGUAGUCCAACUUAUGAAGCUUAUUCUCGUUCCAGAAGAUCAAGGUCGAGAUCAUACUCUCCAUCACACUCUAGACGUCACAGCCGUGCUGGUCACUCUGACGAUAUUCAUCGAAGCAAAGCUAAGAGUCCUAAGAUAGAGUAUAUCACUGAAUUUGGGGGCUCUGCUACUGCCGAAGAGCCGAAGUUUAAAGGAUAUUCUCCACCACCAUCUCCAUCCCGGACUGAUUUGGUGAACCGGUCGGAGCACUUCGACCUUUUCAAUUCUUGCAAAAAGAUAGUUUAUCUAAAGUUUCUGCUUUCCUGCAGGCCAUCAUCUGGUCGUAUACUUGAGGCCCUUCAUGUUGACCCAGCAUCUGGUGUAUCUCUUGACAAGGAUAAAACUGCGAAAGAGUUGAAACCUUCUGCAAGCUGCAGCAGCUCCUCAGGGUUAUCAAAACUAAGCAAGACAAUUGUUUCUGGGGGAGCUGUAAAGCAACAGGCAGGGGAGAAAAAGGAAACUCCGCAGGAGAGGCUUAAAAGGAUUAUGAACAAGCAGCUAAAUAAACAAAUUAAGAAGGACACCGUUGCUGAAAUGGCUAAAAAGAAAGAUCUAGAGCGGCAGAGGAUGGAGAAACUAGCAGAAACAAGUCGGAUUAGUCGUUAUAGACGGCGUAGCCGCAGCAGGAGUCACAGCCGUUCUCCGCCAAGCCGAAAGAACCGACACAGCAGAAGUCGAAGUAGGAGCAGGAGUUCACGGAGGCACCAUUCGAGAUCGCGCUCACGUUCACGCUCCCGGUCUCGUUCUCCGACCCAUUCGCGGUCUCACUCUCGCUCUCCUAGAAGAAGGAGCAGAUCAAGAUACUAGUGGCUGGUAACCGAAUGUUAUGGUUGCAGGGGAAGAAGAUAGGUUACCACGUCCAGUGUCGCUGCCAUGUGCGUCUCCCCUGCUAUUUUCUCUUAUUAUUGUGUUUUAAUCUGACAAGAAGUUGCACUUCAUCUCAUGCAUGAAUGAGAAAGUAUGAGCCUCUAUAUACGUCUGAUUUUCACCUCUGAUUCGGGAGAACCUUGUGAUGCAAGGCAAUGUGAUUUUGUUAGCAAUCAGCAUCCUUUUAUCAAAGGAGAAACCAUCCACUGUUUAGGACUCGUGAAUCGACUGUACGCAGUGAGUAGUUUGUCAACCUGCAAGCGACAUGCUGAGCAGAAUGGCGAGCAGGCCACUCAAGUUUUACCUAUUGAGAGGAAGAUAGUAAACUUUUUAAGUUGAUGGAUUGCUGUGCUAGAGAUAUUCAGCACACGCUUAUUAAGCAAGGAAAAGUGAAGACGGGUAUAAUGUAGGGUUUUAAGUUUCCCGUUGAGCUUUGAUGCAAGAUCCUAUAGUUAUCUUUAAUAGCAGUUUACCGCAAGGAGUACCAUUCACUUUUUCCCCAAAACGUCAUUUAGGCACUAAACCCUGUGGGAACCAUUGAGAAGGUCUUAAACAUUUAGAUUCUAAAUGGGCG